AAAAUCUCCAAGGGUGAAGACCUUAAAAGCAUCUAGCAUGAAGCUAAGAGAGUUAAAGGGUAAGCAAAAGAAAGCUGGCAAUAAACGAGUAAAUAUGAGCGUCUCUUUUGCCUCAAGAUCUGGAAGGAGGUGAAUAGGCAACGUUAAACCUAUAACUAAGAAGAGAAUUGGGUGCAAAAGUCCACCUCCCAUUUCUUUGACUUCGAGAAUGAAGCUAUUUAAAAUGAACACAACUGUACUUGCAAGGAGAAAUUUAAAUAAUUUUGGAGCGAGGCUUACCUCUCCAGCUCAAAAAGAAAAGAGUUCCAAAAUACCAUCUUUUUCAUGUGAAAAUAAGAAAAAGACUGCAAACUAUAAGAGUAAGAGGAGAGCUCUCCAAAGACCUCUGGACAUUCUCAAGAAUAAAGUCAAAUCUCUUUCUCCCUUCCAAAGAAAGAUAAUCCAGUCAGCUUACCUUCAUUCAAUUGAAUUAAAGAGUAAGGUAAUGAAGAAGACUGAAAAGAGCAGUAAAAGUUCGGGUAAUGAAGAAUUCGGGCAUCUAGCCCCUGCGAUCAGUAGGUUUAACGAUCUAACCAGGAAGGUAAUGGAUGCCAAAUGCGCUUCAGGGCCUUGUAAAUCCUCCUUCGUACUGAACAAAAAGUUAGAGACAAUCAAACUUAUCAAAGAGAGGAUUUGACUAUUUGAUAAACAGACAAGAGCCUUCAGCUGUGACACAGAUAAUGAAUUUACUGCCUAGAGA
This is a messenger RNA of Moneuplotes crassus, 739 nucleotides long. NCBI's taxonomy places the organism in Eukaryota, Ciliophora, Spirotrichea, Euplotida, Euplotidae. The record is from the annotation of a GenBank genome assembly.